Molecule: messenger RNA, 2591 nt
Organism: Gadus morhua (Atlantic cod)
Lineage: Eukaryota; Metazoa; Chordata; Actinopteri; Gadiformes; Gadidae
Gene: trim110
Product: tripartite motif containing 110
Exons: 8
Coding region: 124-1722 (532 amino acids)
Molecular function (GO): protein binding; zinc ion binding
Source: RefSeq, a predicted model, not a curated record
GGGAUGAUCUCCUGAUCCUCUACAACCGGUCAGCAUUGCAUGUAGUCUUCCUGGGUCUCUUAGCUUACGGCUAACCAGCUAGUUAACGGAUCCUGAGUUGCCUCCUCCCCCCCGGACCUCACCAUGCCGUCCCAGGACGCGGAGCUCAUGUGCUCCGUGUGCCGGGACGUGUUCACCUGGGCCACCCCCCUGCCGUGUGGACACACCUUCUGCCCCGCCUGCAUCCGUGAGGCCUGGGGGCCCCCCUCCUCCACCCCCUCCUCCUCCUCUCCCCCUCCCCCGGGGGUCAAAGGUCGCUUCUCCUGCCCCCAGUGCCAGGAGCACCGCGCCGUGGUGCCGUGCGACUGCUGCACCCCUCCCCCGCCGGCCACCGUCGUCACGGAAACCGCCGCCCCCACCGAAGCCGUCAAGACGUGCCUGAGGUGCGAGGUGUCGCUGUGCGCGCGACACCUGCGCCCCCACCUGGAGAGGCCGGCGUUCCGCCACCACCAGCUGGUGGACCCCCUGGGGGGCGGCGGCGGCGGGGGGGGUCUGGAGGGCCGGCGGUGCCCCGAGCACGCCGAGCCGUACCGCUACUACUGCUCUGAGGAGCGCGCCUACGCCUGUGGGGACUGCCUGCUGGCCGGGGGCCACGCCCAGCACAGGGUCCGACCCCUGAGGCAGGUGGAGGAGGAGCUGAAGGUGAUCCUCCGCACUCUCCUCCUGAAAGCCGAGGACAAGCUGAAGGACGGACUGCAGGUCCUCAGAGACCAGGAGCAUGUGGACCGCAGCAUAGCGGAGUCCUGGCAGGAGAACGAGGAGCAGGUGGAGCGCCUGGGCGUGGCGCUGCGGGCGGAGGUGGAGGCGCUGCAGGGGGCGCUGAGGACAGCCACCCGGCGGGAGAGGCAGCGGGCCGAGGGCCGCGCGGCGGAGGAGGGCUCCCGCGUGAAGAGCGGGCUGGAGCAGACGCGGAGCAUCAGGCACUACCUGGCCGCCCUGCUGGCAGAGGAGGACCCCUUCCUGCUCAUCUGGGCUUUUCAAUCGGAUGACUCCAGGUUAGUGUCCGACCUGAGCGGCCCGCUGCUGGCCCCAGAUCCGCCCACCCUGGACCGGGGGCGGCUCCUGGAGGAGCUGGAGAGCAGGUAUCGGGUCUUCAUCACUGAGACCCUGCGUUGCCUCGGUGACCUGAAGAGGGAGCUCCUGAGCAGUCCCCUGACCCUGGACACCAACUCGGCCCACCCCCUGUUGAGCGUCUCCGACGACCUUCGCUCCGCCGCCAGGGUCAAAGGUCGGCUGCCGUGCGCCGCCCACCCAGAGCGCUUCGACCACUGGCCUCAGGUGCUGGUGGCGCAGAGCGUCGCCGCGGGAACGCACUACUGGGAGGUGCUGGCCGAGGGCUUCUGGGACAUCGGCGUGUGCUACAAGAGCAUCGGACGCAAGGGCCGCGAGGGGAACGCCUUUGGGAACAACCCGGUGUCCUGGAGUUUAACCCAGCAGCACGACAGGAAGCUGGCGGCCUGGCACAACCGCAGGAAGACCCGCCUCGCCUGCCAGAUGAGUGGCAACCGGGUCGGUGUGGCUUUGGACUACGACGCGGGAACCAUCACGUUCUGUGAGGUGUGCUCGUCCGGGGGUCUCGCCCACCUGUACACCUUCUCCACGACCUUCAGCCAGCCGGUGUGCUUGGGCUUUGGCCUGUACAAAGCGGAGCUCAACAGCCGCGUGUGUGUGCUUAAAGUUUGAGCCACCAGGGGGCGACAUUGAGAACUCAGUGAAACGGGGGGAGACUGAAUGAAUACGUGGAAUUGGCGGAACUUCUUUUUUGAUGGCACAGCUAUAAAUAAAAAUGAACCAGCCUGUUUGGCCAAAAGGACUGUAGUGGUUUUUCAGGAUAUUAGGCUAGGACAAAGAAUAUUUAUAUGGAUUUGAUGAGCGAUAGCGUUAGAAUCAUCAUAUAAUAUUAUUUAGUGAUGGGAUAAUAUGCCCAAACAUAUGGGAAUUGAUCACAAAUCACUAAACCUCAAUUGAAGUCCCUGUUAGAAGAUGGGUUUUAAUUAUACAAAUACCAUCUGUUUCAAAGUAAGCAGCCCAAUCAAUCUAACUUUGACAUGUGGGCGGGGUUGAUUUUAGCAAGCCUGCCAUAAGUUAUCAAAGAAGAUAUACCUAUGUCAAAUCACUCAGAUCACACACAAGAUGGCACACUUAUGUUGUUUUGAUUAAUGCAAUUAGUUUAAUAAUGUAAGUUUGCAUGCUUAUUAUUAAGUUUUCUUUUAUUUUCUUAAACCCAGUAUCUAAAGACCCACGCUUAUUGGGGAACUUUUCUUGCACUUACUUGUUUUAGCCAAAAGGUGGCGAUAUUUAAUACAAUAACUUUAGGAGUUCGUUUAUUUAGCAAGGGCUAUUUUUGAUGUUUCGAUAAAUCCCUCAGGCUUGGUUAAAUGUACAAAUUGAAUUGGAAUGGAUUGCUUUACAGAAAAACGUGUUAAUAUUGUACAAGAAAAAUUGGACCUGAAGGUUUCACUAGAAUUUUGAAAUGGCCCACUUGAGAAUGUAUCAAAUAUGAGUUAAGAGUGAAAAACAAACAAAUGUAUUCAUUAAAAAAAUAUAUAGAA